AAAAACAACAUACAGACAUCCAAGUGGUUUGAAGAAAAUUGAAGUUGCUUGCACAGACAAAAUUGCGGUUUAAGGUCCCCACAGCCCAGUAGUUAGUUUGAAUGACGUUUCCUAAGGGGAAAAUUUUGAUUCCUUUAAGCAUCUAUAUAUUGCCCACAUCACCCCCUCCCUCUUCAUUUCCUCACAAACAAAUCCUUUCUCACUUUUCACUCGCAAAUUAAGAUUUAGCUGAAAUGGCAUUUGCUGGGCUUCUUUUUCUGGGAUUUCUUUCUUUAGCUUCAUUCGUUUCUGGGGAUGAUGGGGGCUGGAUUGAUGCUCAUGCUACCUUCUAUGGAGGUGGUGAUGCCUCUGGUACAAUGGGUGGGGCUUGUGGGUAUGGAAACCUAUACAGCCAAGGUUACGGGAAAGACAAUGCAGCUUUGAGCACAGCAUUGUUCAACAAUGGCUUGAGCUGUGGAGCCUGUUUUGAAAUAAAAUGUAGGGAUGACCCGCAGUGGUGCCUACCAGGCUCAAUUGUGGUUACAGCUACCAAUUUCUGCCCACCGAACAACGCCCUCCCUAACAAUGCCGGAGGCUGGUGCAAUCCUCCUCUGCAUCAUUUUGAUCUCGCUCAGCCUGUCUUCGAGCGAAUUGCUAAGUUUAGAGCAGGGAUUGUGCCCGUGUCUUAUAGAAGGAUACCAUGCGAGAAGAAAGGAGGAAUAAGAUUCACAAUCAAUGGGCACUCAUACUUCAACUUAAUACUGAUAACCAACGUUGGAGGUGCUGGCGAUAUUCAUGCAGUUUCAGUAAAAGGGUCAAAAACUGGAUGGCAACCCAUGUCAAGAAACUGGGGUCAAAACUGGCAAAGCAACGCAUACCUUAACGGACAAAGCCUCUCGUUUAUGGUGACAACCAGUGAUGGACGCUCUGCGGUCUGUAAUGAUGUAGUACCAGCUAGGUGGUCGUUUGGCCAGACCUUCAUCACCGAUCAACAGUUUGAUUAAAUCUAAAGACCAAACCAAACAAUUGCUGUACAAGUCAAUAAAUGAAUACAUAAGGAGGGGUGUUAGUUUUAAGGUCAGAAAAUUUGACAGGGCUUAGUUUAAAAUGUAGUUCUUGUCUAUUGUCGUUUCUAGAUUUCAUUAUGAUGUAGGUUUAGUUCUGCUCUGCUAUCUCUGAAAAGGCAGGCAGACUGGAAAUUUAGCUGCGGUGGACAUUCGCCACCCGCAAAAUUAUUUUGUUUCAUUUUUGGUUUCUUUGUUGAUUUAUAGAAAGCAAAUUUGGUUGGCCAUGCAGCCGCUAUUACCAGCCUUUUGCUGGUUGAUGGCGUAGCAACUUGUGACUUCCUCAACUCUUACCAUUGCUGUUUAAUAAAAAGUGUGCCAAUUUUGUUUUUA
Manihot esculenta (cassava) is the source of this 1376-nucleotide messenger RNA. Its product is annotated as expansin-A15. Bases 234 to 983 code for a protein of 249 amino acids. The transcript has 4 exons. Gene Ontology annotation, biological process: plant-type cell wall organization. Gene Ontology annotation, cellular component: extracellular region. The record is from RefSeq and is a predicted model, not a curated record. Lineage: Eukaryota; Viridiplantae; Streptophyta; Magnoliopsida; Malpighiales; Euphorbiaceae.